This is a messenger RNA of Frieseomelitta varia, 7474 nucleotides long. RefSeq names its product fatty acid synthase-like. Lineage: Eukaryota; Metazoa; Arthropoda; Insecta; Hymenoptera; Apidae. The record is from RefSeq and is a predicted model, not a curated record. The transcript is spliced from 19 exons. Bases 136 to 7389 code for a protein of 2417 amino acids. Gene Ontology annotation, biological process: fatty acid biosynthetic process. Gene Ontology annotation, molecular function: fatty acid synthase activity; 3-oxoacyl-[acyl-carrier-protein] synthase activity; oxidoreductase activity.
CUCCAGAUCUUUAAUCGUGUCGACAGUCUCACGGUGAUUUGAUUACUCAAAGAUACUCGACUAAAAUAUCCUUCUUUUGAUAUCAAGAUAAUCGAGAAGAUAAAAAUUAAUAAGUGAAGCCAAGAAAAAACAAAAAUGUCUUGUAACGUAAAAGUAGAUCCGAUGAAGAUAAAUUACGCGGCGGUGGAACCAGGAGAAGAAGUGGUAAUUACUGGUAUCUCUGGAAGGUUUCCAGAAAGUAGGAAUGUAAUGGAACUAAAGGACAAUUUAAUGAAGAAAAUGGAUCUUAUCACGGAGAACUACUCAAGAUGGAGACUAGAUCAAUCGGAAGUUCCAAAGGCUGGUGGUAAGGUGACUGAUUUAUCCAAAUUCGACGCAAUCUUCUUUGGCGUUCAUUACAAACAAGCUCAUACGUUGGACCCUAUGUGUCGGAUGUUGCUGGAACACGCGUAUGAAGCCACCGUCGACGCAGGAUUGAAUCCUAGACAACUCAAAGGAACCAAUACCGGAGUUAUUAUAGGAUCUUGCAUCAGCGAGGCGGAGAAGAUUUGGUUCUACGAAAAGCUACAAGCAAAUGGUUUCGGUAUUACUGGAUGCAGCAGAGCCAUGUUAGCCAAUAGGAUCUCCUAUUUCUUUGGUUUACACGGUCCAUCUUACGCGAUUGAUACAGCUUGCAGUUCUAGUUUAAUCGGACUGGAUCAAGCUUACAGAAUGAUUCGAACUGGAAUCUGCGACAAGGUGAUCGUCGGAGGUUGCAACCUUUGUCUUCAUCCCUACGUAUCUCUUCAGUUCGCUCGUCUCGGCUUACUAGCUCCUGACUGUCGCUGCAAAUCCUUCGAUGCAAAAGCAAACGGCUACGUCCGCAGUGAGGCGAUCAGCGUGAUCCUCUUGCAGAAGGCAAAAGACGCGAAGAGAAUUUACGCACAGAUUGUCCACACGAAAAGCAACUGCGACGGAUACAAGGAACAGGGGAUUACAUUCCCUGCUAGUAAUGUUCAGAAAAUGCUUCUGACGGAAUUCUACAAGGAAUGCAAAAUAUCUCCUAAUGAAUUGGCCUUCUUGGAGGCUCAUGGUACCGGAACUAGCGUCGGUGAUCCUGAAGAAUUAAACGCUAUUGAUAAAGCCAUCUGUCAGAAAAGGACCAUUCCUCUUAAGAUUGGUUCGAUUAAGUCGAAUUUGGGUCAUACUGAACCUGCCAGUGGUCUUUGUUCGAUAGCUAAGAUCAUCAUUGCGAUGGAAAGUGGUUUGAUUCCUCCAAACAUCAAUUUCGAAAGUCCCAUGAAAGGCAUGAAAUGCUUCGAAGAAGGAAGAGUCGAAGUGGUCACAGAACCAACCCCAUGGAAGGGUGGUUACGUAGGAAUAAAUUCAUUUGGCUUUGGUGGCGCCAAUGCUCACGUUUUAUUAAAAUCCUAUACGAAGGAGAAAGUGAACAACGGAGCACCUUCUGACGAUUUGCCAAGAUUAGUGGUAGUGUCUGGACGUACGCUAAAAGCGGUAGAAACUCUUCUCAAUCAUAUUGAAAGUAUACCAGUGGACGUCGAAUACAUUCGUCUCUUCCAUGAUAUUCACUCCGAAAAUAUAACUGGUCAUUUAUUUAGAGGAUACACACUGGUCGGAUCAAAGACGUCAGAGAAACCACCAAGAGAUAUUAAAGAAUAUUCUGGCAUGAAGAGACCAAUUUGGUUCGUGUUUUCUGGAAUGGGAUCACAGUGGCCUGGCAUGGGUGAAUCAUUGAUGAAGUUCCCCAUCUUUGCCAAGGCCAUCCAGAAGUGCGACACGAUCUUAAAACCACACGGUGUCGAUAUCGUUGAUAUCAUCACCAACAAGGAUAAGAAGAUUUUCGAUAAUAUUUUGAAUUCUUUCGUUGGAAUUGCUGCUAUUCAGAUUGGUCUUGUUGAUUUGUUAACAUCCGUGGGUAUCGAACCGGAUAACAUAAUUGGUCAUUCUGUCGGAGAACUCGGUUGUGCCUACGCGGAUGGGUGCUUCACUGCCGAGCAGAUGAUACUUGCAGCAUACUCUAGAGGUCUGGCGUCUAUCGAAACGCCAAUGAUUCAAGGAUCCAUGGCUGCAAUUGGUCUAGGAUACGAAGAGAUCAAAAACUUAUGCCCACCAGAUAUAGAGGUUGCUUGUCAUAAUAGUUCCGACAGUUCUACCAUAAGUGGUCCAACUGAAUCUGUGAAGCAAUUUGUUGCCGAGUUACAGGCAAAUAAAAUCUUCGCAAAGGAAGUAGCAUGCAGCAAUAUAGCGUAUCACAGUCGUUAUAUAGCAGAGGCAGGACCAAGAUUAUUGUCAUACUUGAAAAAAGUGGUUCCCCAGCCAAAAGCAAGAAGUUCCAAGUGGGUGAGCACUUCUGUGCCUCGCAAUCAGUGGUAUACGGAAGCUGCCAAGUACUCCUCCGCGGAAUAUCACACUAAUAACCUGUUGAACUCUGUCCUGUUCGCGGAAACAGCGACGCUGAUACCAUCUGAUGCUAUAACCAUAGAAAUUGCGCCUCAUGGUCUACUACAGGCAAUCCUGAAGAGAUCCUUAGAUCAGAAUGUAACAAACAUUGCACUAACUCAAAGAGAUCAUAAAGACAACGCUAUAUGCUUCUUGCAAGCCCUUGGGAAAUUAUAUAAUGUUGGUCUACAACCACAACUCGCGAAUAUUUAUCCACAUGUAGAGUUCCCUGUUAGUCGUGGCACUCCCAUGAUUUCUCCUUAUAUCAGAUGGGAGCAUUCUGAAGAUUGGUACGUGCCAAUGUAUCGUCAAAGUCAGAAGAUUAGCACGGCAGAGCGAACAAUUGAAGUAGCUCUUAAAGAUGAGAACUACGAGUAUAUGAUGCAUCAUGUGAUCGAUGGAAGAACUCUAAUACCAGCGACGGGUUACCUAAUUUUGGUUUGGGAGACGAUUAGUUUUUUACAAGGCAAACUUUAUGAUGAACUGUCAGUGGUUUUUGAGAAUGUGAAAUUCGAACGUGCAACAACUCUGCCCGCAUCUGGUUCCGUUCUAUUGACUGUCAUGGUUCACAGAGGAUCUGGAAAAUUCGAAAUAUCAGAGGGAUCCACGACAGUAGUGACAGGAACAAUUCGCGAGCAAACGAAUGCAGAUCAGCACAUAAUUCCAGCUAAGUUCUUGACUGAAAUCGAAGACGAGGAAGUUCUGACCAGCAAAGAUAUUUAUAAAGAGUUAAAACUCCGUGGUUACCAAUAUACGGGACUAUUCUGUGCGCUGAGGAGCGCAUCAUGCAAGGGAACGAAAGGACGCAUCGCUUGGAUGAAAAAUUGGGCCGCAUUUAUGGACAACAUGUUACAGAUGAAGAUAUUGACUCUUGAUACUAGAGCGCUAUAUGUACCAACAGCAAUUCAGAAACUAACAAUUGAUGUGAAGGCUCAUAAUGAAAUAAUUCGAUACCUUACGGAAGAAGAUAAUGAAAUUCCAGUCUCGAUAUACAAUGAUUAUGACACUGUAAUAUCUGGCGGAAUCGAAAUCCGCGGAAUAAGGGCCAACGCGAUUCAAUCUCGAAAACUAACGUCUGUCCCUAUCUUGGAAGAAUACAAAUUCGUAGCUCAUCGUGACAAAGCACAAAUAUCGUUAGAAGAAAUGAUCAUCUUGUCCGCACAACUUGCAUUAGAGAGUCACAUUAUAACCAGCCCAAAGAUUCUCGAAGUGAUCGAUCAGGAAAACAAAGUAUCAAUUGAAGAAACUCUCACUCCGAUCUUUAUGAAGGUAUUGAGCGAUUUACCCGUGAUUCGAGCAAAUUUGGUUCUUGCCGCAGAAUCAGAACGAGGCGAAAAAUUAUCACUUCCUGAGACUGUUACAAUGAUAGAACCACAAAAAUUGCCAGAAGAUGGCAAUGUCUUUAUGGCAGCUGCUCAUGAUAUUUUAUCUAACAAGAGAGCUGACAUUUUGGAACAACUUCUAGUUGCAACAAUGGACCACGGAUUUAUCCUUCUUCGAGAAAGUGUUGUCAAUAGGGAUACUUUGUCUUAUCUUCAAACUUGCAAUCUGAAUGUUGUACUAGAAAAGUCUUUUAAAGAGCAGACUCUGUUGCUUCUGAAGAAAGCAGAAAAACCACCUCAGAAAACAGAAGUAGUGUACGUGAACAACAAUGAAUUCAGUUGGUUAGAGAAUGUAAAGAAAAUCUUAAACAAUGAGAAAGAUAAAGAUAGUGGUGAAACAGUAAGAUUGAUAUUAGUCGCAGAAGGAGAUAUGGAGAAUGGUGUUCUAGGUUUGGUCAAGUGUUUAAGAAGAGAGCCCAACGGUGAGAUUGUAAAAACUGUGAUAAUUCAAGACGAAAAUGCUCCCAAAUUUUCAUUGGAAAAUCCAUUCUACUCGAAGCAGCUUGAUAUAGACAUUGGCUAUAAUGUCUUGAGGCCAGGAAAUAUCUGGGGAACUUACAGACACGUUCCUUAUCCAGAAUUAAAGCCAGUUUUGAUUCCUCAUGCCUACGCUAAUUUAAAGGUAAAGGGAGAUUUAAGUUCCAUUCGAUGGAUGGAAGGUUGGAUUCAACCAAAUGAGAAAGACCAUAAUAUCGUCAAAGUGGUGUACUCUUCAUUGAACUUCAGAGACGUGAUGUUGGCUACUGGAAAAUUGAUGGCAGAAACAAUAGUGAAGAAAAGAGAAAUAAGCGACUGUCUGAUUGGUUUUGAGUUCAGUGGAAUCGAUUCUAAUGGAAAACGCGUAAUGGGAUUCGUCGAGAGCAAGGCUAUAUCAAAUAUGGUCAUUCCACAUAAAUAUUGUUUAUGGCCAGUGCCAGACGAAUGGUCUCUGGAAGAUGCAGCAACCGUUCCAUCUGCGUAUUUUACUGUCUUUUACGCCUUUUAUUAUUUUGGGAAAUUAAGAAAGGGCGAAAAAGUGUUGAUCCAUAGUGGAAGUGGUGCAGUAGGCCAAGCUGCCAUUAACGUAGCUCUCUCUGAAGGCUGUGAAGUAUUUACAACAGUAGGCACGCCUGAAAAACGUAAAUAUAUCAGAGAAACAUUCCCCAGUAUAGACGAUGAUCACAUUGGGAAUUCUCGAGAUACCAGCUUUGAGCAAAUGGUAAUGAAACAGACACGUGGAAAAGGCGUAGAUAUAAUUUUAAAUUCUUUAGCUGAAGACAAGCUCCAGGCAUCGCUUCGUUGCCUGGGUUAUCGCGGACGUUUCUUGGAAAUCGGUAAAUUUGAUAUGUCUGUUAAUAAUCAAAUUGGAAUGGAAGUGUUUUUGAAAGAAAUUAGCUUUCAUGGAGUCAUGCUCGAUGCCAUAAUUAAUAACGAUUCACUUCAAAUAAGUGAAGAAGUAUAUCACUUCAUUUGUGCUCAAAUGAACAGAAAAUGUAUCAAGCCUUUGGUCAGAAAGUGCUUUGAGAAAAACCAGUUGGAGGAAGCUUUUAGGUAUAUGGCGGCAGGAAAGCACAUUGGAAAGAUUCUGGUUAAGGUAACAGAUGAAAAUACGCCUUUGAAUACACCAAUUCUUGCUUAUCCUCACUUCAAUGCUAUAAGAAACAAGAGUUAUGUAAUUAUUGGUGGUCUUGGAGGAUUAGGUCUAGAACUUGCAGAUUGGUUAGUCCUACGUGGUGCUAGAAACUUAGUAAUGGUUUCUCGAAAUGGAAUCCAAACUGGCUAUCAAAAGCUAAGGACAGAGAUCUGGAAAUCCUAUGGAACGAAAAUCCUCAUAAUAUCUGGCGUAGACGCGUCGAAAACCGAUGAUUGUGAGUUUAUCCUAAAAUCGGCAGAAAAACAGGCAGCUGUGGAUGGUAUCUUUAAUCUAGCAGCUGUAUUAAAAGACUGUCUGAUGAUAAACCAAACUGUGAAAUCAUUUGAAGAAAGCAUGAAACCCAAGGCCAUGAUCACCAAGAAACUGGACGAACUUUCUAGGAAAAUUUGUCCAAAACUUCGACACUUUGUGGUAUUUUCUUCUUUGUCAUGUGGAAGAGGAACUCCUGGACAGACUAAUUAUGGCAUGGGAAAUGCCGUAUUAGAGAGAAUUUGCGAAAGAAGAGUAGAAGAAGGUUUUCCGGGCAUGGCCAUUCAAUGGGGAGCUGUAGGAGAUGUUGGUCUUGCUGCAGAAAUGCUAGAGAACAAGCAGCAGCUAGUAAUCGGUGGAACCUUACCUCAGAAGAUAUUCUCAUGUUUAGAGGAAAUGGACAAAUUUUUGUGCCAAAGUAGACCAAUAGUGGCCAGCAUGGUGGUUGCAGAAAAACGUUUUAACGCUAAAGAAGUUAGCAAUGUUCUGGAAGCAGUGAUGAAUAUUAUGAGUAUAAAGGACAUAAAAACUGUGAGCCAUAAUUGUUCCUUGGCUGAAUUGGGCAUGGAUUCUAUGAUGGCUGUGGAGAUAAAACAGACUUUAGAAAGAGAUUUUGAGGUUUUCUUAACUCCACAAGAUAUUAGAGUUUUGAACAUUGCCAAACUUGUAGAAAUGUCUGCAAAAGAUGAAAAGAAUAAAACAAAAGAAGUUAAGAAAAGAAUAACCAAGACAGAAAAAUUAACUGGCAUGAAAUUGCUGAUGAAGACUCUAAACGUUUCUAUACUUGACAACCAGUAUUGUAUAGAGCUUCCAGUUAAAUGUGGUGAAAAGAAAAAUGAAGUAUUCCUUAUACCUGGGAUCGAAGGAUCUGCCGAAGUUUUUGCUGCAUUGGCAUCAAAAUUAAAAUUACCUGCCACUUGUUUACAAUUAGGAAUACAUGACAACACUCCGUCGGUGGAAGAAAUGGCCGAAUCUCUUUUACCACAUGUUUUAGCAAGGAGUAAAAAUCGUAGAAAUUUCACAAUAGUUGGCUAUUCAUAUGGAUCAUUGAUAGCUAUAGAAUUAGCAAGAAAAUUAGAAUCUCAUAUUCUAGUCGGUGAACUCAUACUAAUAGACGGAUCUCCCGAUUAUAUGAAAGCUAUUAUAUCAGAACACUUAGCAUCGCUUUCAGAAAAUGAACGUCAAAAUAAAUUCCUACUUGAAAUCUUGAAUCUCCAUAAUCCGCUCUCCGUCAUAGAGUGCACAUUAAAGCUGGACAAGUGUACUAAUUGGAAUGAAAAGUUAGAUGUAAUAAUCAAAUACGCAGUUGACCAAGUUCAUAAGAUUUACACGCCAGAAGAUCAAAAAAGUAUUAUAUCAUUUAUGUAUAACCGUAUCUGUGUAUUAGACAAAUACGAUGCCUCUUCCUUGCCACCUCUUAGAACGCCUAUCACGUUAUUGGUACCAACAAUCCCAGCUGUGGUAUUUCCAGACCCAGCAUAUGGUUUGCAGAAGUUAACUCAUGGAAAUGUGAUAGUACACAAGAUCGAAGGAAAUCAUAUUUCCAUAUUGGAUGAUUGGAGAAUCGCGGCAGCCAUUAAUAACGAACCUUUGGAGGACGCGAAAACUUUUAAGGACAACCUAAAUUUCGCAUCUAGUGACGGGAAAUUAAUUUCACAGUCCAAAAAUUUAACAGGUUUAUCGUAAAAAAGAAAAAUAAGGAUGGUUCAUAAUUCAGCAGUAUCUAACAUUCUGUACUUUCAUAAUAAAUAAAUGAAGAACUCAAUAUUAA